Wallemia mellicola CBS 633.66 is the source of this 3441-nucleotide messenger RNA. RefSeq names its product alpha-ketoacid dehydrogenase kinase. The transcript has 5 exons. The record is from RefSeq and is a predicted model, not a curated record. Gene Ontology annotation, cellular component: mitochondrion. Bases 252 to 1580 code for a protein of 442 amino acids. Gene Ontology annotation, molecular function: pyruvate dehydrogenase (acetyl-transferring) kinase activity. NCBI's taxonomy places the organism in Eukaryota, Fungi, Basidiomycota, Wallemiomycetes, Wallemiales, Wallemiaceae. Gene Ontology annotation, biological process: regulation of glucose metabolic process; protein phosphorylation.
GUAGUAUUGAAGUUAUAAAUAUUAUAUAAUGUCCUUUUAAAAUUACGGUUAUUUAGUUGAGAAUUGACUCACGUGGACGGAUUCGGUACGCGCAGGAUGGUUUGAUUGCGAAGUGAUGUAAUCCAAGAUGACUCUUUCUUCUUUUCAGUCAACUGUAAAUUCUAUAAAACUAGUAGAAAGAAACAGUAGAUUGAUUAUAUAUUAUAAAAUAUAAUCACAGAUUUGCUAGACAUACUCAUAUAUCUUCUACGAUGUCAGCAAGCAGCGCAUUCUACAAUAUUACACCAAAGCUUUGGAAUAAGCUACUGCACUUUUCCAGUUUCCCUCAAACUGGUAUUUCACUCCAGCAGAUGGUCAUGUUCGGAUCAAAUCCUUCCCAGGGCACUUUACUAAGAGCUGGGAAUUUCCUUUCCGAGGAACUUCCGAUAAGAUUGGCACACCGAUGCGUAGAACUCAACACCCUACCGAAUAACUUAUCUCAAAUGCCGAGUAUACAACGUGUUCUCGGUUGGUACGCCCAUUCAUUUGACGAAUUAAUAAACUUCCCACCGCCACAACUCAGCGCAGAAGUUAGGAAUCAAUUAUUUGCACAAUCUAACAAAAUCGGCAAACUUCCAGAGGCUAAGCCGAAUCUCGCUCAACUUGAAGACGAACACACACCGGGACCGGUUAACCCAAUUCAGAAUAAUGGCUCAAAGAAUAGAAGAAUUCCAAUCGAAUAUAGGUAUCAUGCUGAAACGCCAAACUACGAGUGGCCGAUUGAAGUUGGAGAGUAUAAUGAAAAUUUUACUAGACUCUUAGAAGGUAUAAAGAAGAGACAUGAUACUGUUGUGCCCACUAUCGCUCAAGGUGUUUUAGAGUAUAAGAAACACAGGCAGCACAUUGGUAGGGGUGUCGAUACCGACAUACAAUCAUUUUUGGAUAGAUUCUACAUGUCCAGAAUUGGUAUCAGAUUCUUAAUUGGUCAACAUAUCGCUCUUAAUAGCAUAAACCAGCCGAAAGAUUACGUUGGUAUUAUAUGCAAAUCAACGAACGUUAGAGAUGUCUGUGAUGAGGCUAUCGAUAACGCUAGAUUUAUAGCAGAAGAUCAUUACGCUUUGUUUAAACCACCACAAGUUCAACUUAUUUGUCCUGAAGAUCUCACUAUUAGCUACGUUCCUGGACACCUGAAUCACAUUGUUUUCGAAAUUAUCAAGAACUCUCUCAGAGCUGUCAUCGAAAGAUUCGGAGUCGACGCUGAAGACCAAAUGCCACCAAUUAAAGUUAUAGUAGCCGCUGGUAACGAAGAUAUCACUAUUAAGAUUUCUGAUGAAGGUGGUGGAAUACCUCGUAGUGCAAUACCUUUGAUAUGGACUUAUAUGUACACAACAAUGGAAGGCAAAGGACUUGAUCCUGAAUUUGAGCAAUCAGGUAGCGAUUACAAAGCACCAAUGGCUGGUCUUGGUUAUGGUUUACCAUUGUCUAGGUUAUAUGCCCGUUAUUUCGGUGGUGACCUUCGCCUUAUCUCCAUGGAAGGUUAUGGAACUGAUGUUUAUAUUCAUCUAAACCGUCUAUCCUCAAGCGCAGAGCCACUUCAAUAGCUACUUUAUUAUGUACUCAUGAUGUAUUAUCAAUUUGUUAUACAAUUACAUAUAAAAUAUACAAGAAGACUGAUGCAUCAUUCAGCUCAUGUUUGUUCUUUCGUUCACUCAAGCUCCUCUUCAUCAUCAUCAACUAAACCUACAACAAAUUUGUCUGCUUCUUCUGAAGCAUCCUUGGCUUCUUUGUAAAUACCAACAUCAUUUUCGUUUGAAUUGUGAUCAUCGUCAUGAGCGUCGUCAAUCUGGCUGCCAGGGCUACCAAAAGUUGAUGAGAUUCUUUUAUAUGAUCCUUUUAAUAUUCUCUUAAGUGUGUGUUGAUCUGGUAGUGAUAAACUCGCUUUAUGUUCAAUACCAUUAGGUAAUGCUGGUAUUAUAUGUUGUAUUGAAGACAAAUCUAAGUUGUCCGUAUUAUCAGUGGUAUCGUCAUUUAACUUGUUCACUUUAACCUCAGGGCGUACUUUGUAUAUUUGCGAUUUCAUCAAGACAGAAGUGACAUCAUUGUUUAGCAUAUCAGUAGUGGCGAUCUUCCUAAAUUCAAAUUGACGUGAAGUGAAAAUACUACGUAAACUUGAAAUAUCAAAUGUUUCAAUUUCUCCUUUUGCUAUUUGUGAAGGAUGUACUGAACUACCUUUUGAUGCGCUACUUGUGGCCUUUUUCAUUGGUUGACUACCGCUCGUAUUUUCACCUGUUUCACUAGUACUAUCUAGACAUGCAUCAAUAUGUGAAUGUUUACUUCCAUCUUCUUUCUCAAAUUCUUUCCAAGUCAACUUAUAAUCCCAUUUAAUGAGUUGUUUGAAAUCAUUAUCGUGGGUAUACCCAAUAAGUUUGCUUCUUUCGCCAUCUGCAAAUGAGAAUGUAACGCUUCGAGGUAAUCCAUGAUUUUCUUCUAAUAUCUCAGAUUUGAUUUUGAUUACGCUAGAGAGUGUAGUGGAGAGUGAUGUAUACUUCGAACCAAACUUUAUAGGUUCGCCUGUAACGUGAGAAUUGGUAAUAGCACCUCCAGUAUUUGGAUUAAGGGGGUAAAUAUGCGUCGUGCCUUUCUCUGUGGUGACAGCACACCAUCUUUCAUCUUUGCUCCAGGCAAUAGAAGUAACACGAGCUGUUGUAUAACCUCUCCUGAGCGCAUAGCGAUGCCAAACACUAUCAUAUUCUGCGGUGUUAUCAAAUAAUGGACGUGGUCGUAAUUCAUAUACGUGGAAUGUGUGUGCGUUAAUAUCUGCAACCAAAAUUGAUCUACCGGAAGGACUGAGUGAUAUAGCUGAUAAGUUUGCAAUAGAAGCAGUGAAUAGCGCUACUGUGCGACCGGAAACUAUGUCAAGUACUCUAACUACGCUUGGCUUUCUAGUGAAUAAUCCAUUUUGUUCAGCUAGACUCGCUGGUGAAACGCUCAUCAGAGGUGGUGAUGAAGCCUCUAUCGAUGGAGAAGUCAGUGGUACUGAUUUACUAAAUGUGUUGUUAUAAUAGUUUUGUAUAACGUCAAACGUCCUAUGACCCUGCUUGUAGCCUUCUUCGAGGUAGCUAGCAACAUGUGAAGCUAUUUCAGCGGUUGUGUAGCUCGGUCUAUCAGAAUAUUUAAGAUUUUUGGAUGCUAAUAUACCUGAACUUGACUGUGGCGGUUGUGACGUAUAUAGAUAAGCCAAAUACCUAUUUGCAAUACUAGAAAUGCGAGGGCAGGGUGAUUCUAAAGAGUGUAGUGUCUGUAAAUCAUGAUCUAAUAUGUGUAUUUCUGUCUCUGUGGCUGCAGAAAUAUAGUUUUCCGUUGUUGAUAUAUUGGUAAUAGCAGAGUUGAAAUGUACAGAUUUUAUGGUUUCUUCGGAGGGUAUAUUGAGUUCUCUGAUAGUUUCUGGCUCAGCAGUUGUGC